Molecule: messenger RNA, 1026 nt
Organism: Penicillium expansum
Lineage: Eukaryota; Fungi; Ascomycota; Eurotiomycetes; Eurotiales; Aspergillaceae
Product: putative short-chain dehydrogenase/reductase
Exons: 1
Coding region: 1-1026 (341 amino acids)
Source: RefSeq, a predicted model, not a curated record
AUGGGCUUAUCAAGCCGCUAUGCUGUUGCGCAUCUCGAUCCUAAAGGCGCCGGAGAUGCACGACCAACUGCCCUUCAAAUCAUCCAAGACGAAGGUUCCGAAGGUAAACUGGCUGGCAAGGUUAUCGUCAUCACUGGAGCUACAGCAGGCAUUGGUAUCGAGACAGCUCGUGCCUUAUCGGCCACCGGGGCCACUCUACUCCUCACAGCCCGCAAUCGAUCCAAGGCUGAGAAGAACCUCGCCAGGAUUCUAGAACCCGGCCGAGUCUCGCUGAUUGACUUGGAUCUGGACUCCUUUGCGAGUAUUCGUGCCGGAGCAGAAGAAAUCCUCACCGCGUCCAAGGGCCAGGUCAACAUUCUUAUCAACGGCGCGGGUGUCAUGGGCCUCCAGAACCACACGCUCACCGAAGAUGGCAUUGAGGCGCAAUUUGCGGGCAACUAUUUGGGAUUCUUCCUUCUCUUCCAGCUUUUAAAGCAAGCUUUGUUGGCCAGUGUGACCCCAGAGCUUAAUUCGCGAGUUGUGGUCGUGUCUUCAUCUGCUCACCGAGCUGCUGCCACCCUCCCAGCUAGCGACAACUACAACUUCGAAAAGGGCGGAUAUCAACACGAAAUGGCAUACAACAAUGCCAAGCUGGCAGCGGUGUAUUUAGCUAACACCAUCGAGCGGUUAUAUGGUGCCAAGGGACUACAUGCUACCAGUCUCCACCCCGGCGCGAUCAACACUGAUAUAUCCCGCAAUAUGCCUCCGGAAUUCUUAGAGACUAUCAUGAUCAACCCAUAUGUCGUGAAGAUUUUGAAGUCUUCCGAGCAGGGGGCGGCUACGACGGUAUGGGCGGCUGUGGGCAAAGAGUGGGAGGAAAAGGGCGGCAAGUAUCUCGAGGACUGCAAGGAAGCAGAUCGUGGUCAGGAUGAUGGCCAAGUUUUUGGUGCUGGAUGGGUGAAACAGACAUAUAAUUCUCAGGAAGAGGAUCGUCUCUGGAAGGAUUCCCUCAAGAUGGUCGGACUCGGACUGGAGAGUGAAGCUUGA